Messenger RNA from Coniosporium apollinis CBS 100218, 591 nucleotides. RefSeq lists its product as uncharacterized. The record is from RefSeq and is a predicted model, not a curated record. The coding region runs from base 1 to 591 and encodes 196 amino acids. The transcript has a single exon. Lineage: Eukaryota; Fungi; Ascomycota; Dothideomycetes.
AUGCCAACUUGGGAGCAAGCGGGCAAGAAAAAGGUGGAAACAAUCGAGAUGGACGACGUGGAGAUGGAGAAGCUGGAUGCCCAGCCUCAGGACCCGAGAAGCGCGUCCGCGCCAAUGCUGGUAAAUGCCGCAUGCGCACCCAUGUGGUCUCCCCACUCACCCCCACGCUCUUUGCGCUCGCCACCACAGCGCUCACCCUAUGAUCCUCCGGCGCGUUCGCCGUUUAGAUUGCCGGCGAACGAGGGCUAUGGAUACGCUCCACCUCAGCAGGCUCCGUUUCUGGGCGGCGCGCUGCCAUCUCCAGGCUCAUACCACUCAGGGCAGGAGACAGGCGUUGCUGGCAGCAGCGAUCGGAGACAGCAUGGCACCGUUUCUCCGGCGCCAUACCCGGGGUAUAACAACAUGCCUUAUGGAGAUGAUCAGUAUACUGACUACAGUGGCACGACGUACGCUCCAUCCAGAUCGACUAGAUACGAGCCGUCGAUGAAUGAUCCCUAUCAGCAAUCACGAGGACAAGCACAAUCUCCGCAAGGCUGGCAGGACCAGCGCUUGGGAAGGAAGCCUGUGCAGGGCUCAUGGCGGGAUAUCUAG